This is a messenger RNA of Babjeviella inositovora NRRL Y-12698, 336 nucleotides long. RefSeq lists its product as uncharacterized. NCBI's taxonomy places the organism in Eukaryota, Fungi, Ascomycota, Pichiomycetes, Serinales. The coding region runs from base 1 to 336 and encodes 111 amino acids. The transcript has a single exon. The record is from RefSeq and is a predicted model, not a curated record.
AUGCAUCCGCAAUUAGAAGCCGAACGAUUCGUCCCGUGCCAGGAGUUGAUUGACGCCUUGGAGCACUGCCACAAGCAGGAUUACAUCUCCAGAGCGCUUUGGGGGCUCUGUAACGAUCCUAAGGAGGCCUUAUCGCGUUGUCUUCACGAGACCCGUCUCAGCCAGGUUAGAGAAAAGAUUAUCGUGGGUAAGGAGAAACAGAAGGGCUUGCAGGCUAAGUGGCGUGAGGCCCGUGAGGGUGCCUAUGGGAAGGAUGAAAAGUUGAAGAAGGUUAUCGAUGCCGAGUACGCUUUGAAAUACGGCCAGAAACCUGAAACCACAGCUGAAUCCGGCUAA